Symphalangus syndactylus (siamang) is the source of this 2269-nucleotide messenger RNA. It is a transcript of the gene AVPI1, whose product is annotated as arginine vasopressin induced 1. Lineage: Eukaryota; Metazoa; Chordata; Mammalia; Primates; Hylobatidae. The record is from RefSeq and is a predicted model, not a curated record.
CGCCAGCAAAACCGCACUGGCCCUGGGGACUGACGUCAACGAAGGGGGCGCCUCGGGCGCCGCGCGAGGGCGGUGAGGGCAGUGGGCAGGGCCCGGGCAGACACGCCCCCUCACCGCCGCUCCGCCGCCGAUUAGGUUCGAGGAAGCUUCGCACUCGGCUUUCGAGGCCAGCGGAGGCAGGGGGCGGGGGUAGACACGCCCCCUCCCUGUCUCCCGCCGAUGAUUGCCGCACGGAACUCCGCCUUGGGUUUGGAGGGCUCGCCUGGGAGCUCACACCCGGCUCGGGCCCAGGAUUGGCUGUUCCGGGGCUAGCGAGCGCUUUCUCCUGGGAACCGCGGCUGUGACCCAAGUGGCCCGGACCAGUUUGGGGCUGCGUGCGGCCUGCCUCGAGCAACCGGGUACGUAGGUCGGCAGCCCAGCUCGGCGCUGCGGUGGGAGCCGGAGGGCGACAAUCAGAGCCGGGGUGCCAGCGGGACGCGACCGCCAGAUCCACUUAGGGCCCCGUCGUUCUGCGAAGCGGCCACGUCUGAGCCCUGGGGCCUCCUCGUGCUGCAGAUGUCGCCUUAGGACCUCGGCCAGGAUACCCUGUGCCAUGCUCUUGUGCUGCCCGUGAUCACCGACUGGCCCUUGUAAGCAAGCACCUUCGCAGCAGGAAGCCCAGAGCUGCGCCCGCCCUUUCUGAAGGCUGUGGAAGAGGUUGGAGUGGGCACAUCUUAGCUUGCUCCAUCCCCAUUUGAGGUCUGUUGGAGCUGCCCUUCAGCGUGUAGAGACUGGGUUUCACCGUGUUAGCCAGGAUGGUCUUGAUCUCCUGACCUCGUGAUCCGCCUGCCUCGGCCUGAGGCUUGAGCCACCGCGCCCGGCCUCCUAGAAUUGUUUUGAGGAUUAAAGGAUAUCAUACAUAUUGCCUGAUCCAGAAUUCCUCAUCUGUGAAAUUGAAGAAGAUAAAAAUACCUACCUAACAGGGCUGUUGUGCUUGUUACAUCUCCUUGAUACUAUGUGAAGCAAGCUCUUACACGUGAAGCAAGUACUCAACACAGUUGAGCUGCUACUGGGCAUCCUGGUGUCUGCACUGCUGGCUCUGCAUGUGCACGUGGCUUUAUGACAGUGGCAAGUCAUUUAACCCCUCUGAGUUGCACUUCUUCAUCGCUAAAAUGAGGAUAAACAAUAAUUCUUACCUCACGGGUUGCUGUGAAUCCUAAAUGAGAUAAUAUGGGGGUCUGACACAUAAGUGCUUAAGUGAUUUUAAGGCAAGAGACUUCCUCCAGUUUACCUGCUGGAGAAUGGAAACAUCAGAAGUCCUAGGAUUAGCCAGGACCCCCAGGUCUGGGAAGGACCAGCUGAGUUGCUGAUGUCUCCAUGCUUUGCAUCCUCAGAGCAUCCACAAUGGGUACCCCAGCCUCGGUGGUCAGUGAGCCACCCCCUUGGCAGGCCCCGACUGAGGCCCGGGGCCGCAAGCAGGCCUCAGCCAACAUCUUCCAGGACACCGAGCUGCUGCAGAUCCAAGGCCUGUUUCAACGCAGCGGGGACCAGCUGGCCGAGGAACGGGCACAGAUCAUCUGGGAAUGUGCAGGGGACCACCGUGUGGCUGAGGCCCUCAAGAGGCUGCGUAGGAAGAGGCCCCCAAGGCAGAAACCCCUGGGCCACUCGCUACACCACUGCAGCCGCCUCAGAAUCCUGGAGCCCCACUCUCCACUGGCCGACCCACAGAAUGCCACGGAGACAGCCUCCAAUGAGCAAUAUCUGCACUCUAGGAGGAAAAGUGCCAGGAUCCGCCGGAACUGGAGGAAGCCAGGCCCCACAAGCUACCUCCACCAGAUCAGACACUGAUCCAGGGAAAGAGCCAGGAAUGGCAGUGUCUUCCCUCUUGCCAAAGGGCCUGGAGAGGCGAAGAAGGAAGAGAGACUUUAGGCAAGCAGCCCAAAGGGGUAAAUGAAAGCAAGAGGCCGCUGCUACUGGCCUGCUCCAUUCAGAACAAGACUGGAUGCUUCAGCUGAGUUCUCCAUUAUUUGGGACCCAUUCCUCACCAAAAUGAGGAGAGACAGUGACUGUUCCUGCCACAGUCCUUCCCAAUCUAACACUAUUCCUGGGCUGCAUGAUAUUCCCCUGAGAGCUAAGCGACAGGCACUCAGAUGCAGCAUUUCACCACUCAUGCUACUAAUCUACCUGCUACUACUGUAAACCAUGGUUCCGGCAGCCUGUUCCACACCCCGCACCAUCAGGAUAGCACAGGGAAACUGGUUUAAGUGGCAAAUAAAAACAUUUGCAUCAA